AUUUUAGGCACAAACAUUUGGAUGGAGCAACUAGAGAGGCUAUCAUUAGUCUCUAAAGUAUGCUCAGAGUUGGACAAUCAUUUCGGCAUCAAAGAAAAGGAUGUAGCUGAGUUUAUCAUUGACUUGGCCUCCGAAAAUGAUACAUUUGACAAAUUCAAAAGAGCAUUGGAGGAGCAGGGUCUCGGAGAACAGUUUGAUGAUUCUCUUACUGCAAAUCUACUUCGCCUCAUACAGCACAUGCUUCCAAAAAAGAGUAAAAGCAAGAAAAAUCCCUCACAUAAAAUCACGUUGAUUUCUGAUGCUAAGGAAGAGCUCAAGGCAAGACUCCCUGCUCUUGCUAUGCCAAAUAGUAGCACCAAUGACAUGAUGAGCCAGCUCGAAAACCUAGUUCCAAAAUGGAAAGAAGAGCGAGAAGAAGUGAUAGAAGACAUCAAGCCCUCUAAGAGAGAUUCUUCUACAGUCACAUCUGAGAAGAAAAGGCGAAGAAGUCGUAGCAGAAGUCACGGCAGGCGUAGAGAUCGUAGUAGAAGUAAUGAGCGAAGCAGAGAUCGACGAAGAGAUUCUAGGAAGCGUUCUCGAUCGCGCUCUCAUUCUCGGGAUCGCGAUGAUAGAAGAGGGCGACAUGAUAGAGACAGAAGCAGAAGACGGCAUGAGGACUCUAGAGAUGGUAGAGAUCGAAAUCGCAGAGAUCAUGAUGACAGACGGUCUGACAGAGGCUGGAAGAGAAAAGACCGCGAUUAUGAUUCGAGAGAUUUGCCAGAUGCACCUGAAGUUGGGAACAUCUACAAUGGUCGGGUCAUUAGCAUUCAGUCCUUUGGAGCAUUCAUUCAGCUUGAGGGAAUACGGCAACAAACUCAAGGUUUGUGCCACAUCUCUCAGCUCAAGAACGAACGAGUGAAUGCUGUUGCUGAUGUGCUUAGCAGAGGUCAAAAAGUGAAAGUCAAAGUUUUGAAAAUGGAAGGUGGGAAAGUGUCCCUGUCUUUGAAAGAGGUGGAUCAGGAGACUGGAGAAGAUCUCAAUCCGCAGGAAGCUCCACUUCCUGUAGACGCUGUCGGAGUCAGUGAUCUGCGAAAUCCAGAAGCUCCAUGGGUGAAUCCUGAAAGCGCAUCUGGCGUUAAUGGAACCGUAGCUACAGGAACAAGCAAGAGUCGUAUACGGAUGUCCACCCCGGAAAGGUGGGAGUGGCAGCAAAUGAUGGGUGCUGGUGUGGUCACCAAUAUGGAUCGUCCAGAUUUUGAUGAAGAGGCUGGAGUCUUGAGAGGAGAAGAAGAAGAAAGUGAUGGCGAGGAUUACGAAGUCGAAAUUGUGGAAGACGAACCAGAAUUUCUGCGUGGGUACGGCAAAGGAAAUCAAGAAAUUGAGCCUGUUAAAGUGGUAAAGAAUCCUGACGGAAGCAUGGCGCAAGCUGCUCUCAUGCAGAGUGCUCUUUCCAAAGAACGAAGAGAGGCAAAGAUUCAAGCGAAUCGUGAGAAAGAUGCCGAAAGGAGUAGCGGCUUGAAAUCUGUCAGCACGCGCAUACUCGAUCCGAUGCAAGAAAGAGAUGUGGAUAAUACCGACGAUAGAGGGCCUAUGAGGCGCGACAGAGACAUGCCGGAAUGGAUGAAACAUGUCACAGCAGGAGGAAAGGCGACUUACGGCAAACGCACGAAUUUGAGCAUGAAAGAACAGCGCGAAUCUUUGCCAAUUUUCAGUUUGAAGAAAGCCCUGUUACAAGCCAUGUCUGACAAUCAAAUACUCGUUGUGAUUGGAGAAACUGGAUCGGGUAAAACCACUCAAAUAACGCAGUAUGCUGUGGAAGCAGGAUUCGCUCGUAAAGGACGGAUAGGUUGCACCCAGCCUAGACGUGUGGCCGCUAUGUCUGUUGCAAAGAGAGUUGCCGAAGAGUUUGGCGCCAAGUUAGGUCAAGAAGUAGGAUACACUAUACGUUUCGAAGACUGCACUAGUCAAGAUACGAUCAUAAAAUACAUGACGGACGGAAUGCUUCUACGUGAAUGUCUUAUUGAUCCGGAUCUCAUGUCUUAUUCGGUGAUAAUGCUCGACGAGGCUCACGAAAGAACGAUAAACACGGAUGUGUUGUUUGGUCUGCUCAAAGCUGCAGCAAAGAAACGACCUGAUCUCAAACUUAUCAUCACCAGUGCAACCCUGGACGCGGUAAAGUUCUCUGAGUAUUUCUUCGAAGCCCCCAUCUUCACGAUUCCCGGUCGGACAUUCCCUGUAGAAAUUCUGUAUACCAGGGAACCAGAAACUGACUACCUUGACGCUGCACACAUCACGGUGAUGCAGAUUCAUCUGACCGAACCUCCUGGAGACAUUCUUGUAUUCCUUACUGGACAGGAGGAAAUCGAUACCUCAUGUGAAGUUUUGUAUGAACGAAUGAAGGCCUUAGGUCCGGAUGUACCUGAGCUAAUCAUAUUGCCUGUGUAUGGUGCCCUUCCGUCUGAAAUGCAGACCCGGAUUUUUGACCCAGCUCCACCAGGAAAACGAAAGGUCGUGAUAGCAACAAACAUUGCGGAAACUUCCUUGACCAUUGAUGGCAUCUAUUAUGUAAUUGAUCCUGGUUUCGUCAAGCAGAAAAUCUAUAAUCCAAAAAGUGGGAUGGAUUCUUUGGUCGUGACGCCAAUCAGUCAAGCAGCUGCAAAGCAGCGAGCUGGCCGUGCUGGAAGGACGGGACCUGGUAAAUGCUAUCGUCUCUAUACGGAGAGAGCGUACAGAGAUGAGAUGCUGCCGACUCCUGUACCUGAAAUCCAGCGAACAAACUUGGCAUCAACGUUAUUGCAGUUGAAGGCUAUGGGUAUCAACAACCUCAUCGAUUUCGAUUUCAUGGACGCCCCUCCUUUGGAUGCGAUGAUAACAGCUCUGCAUCAGUUGCAUACACUCUCCGCUUUGGACGGCGAUGGGUUGUUGACGAAGCUGGGUCGACGGAUGGCUGAAUUCCCCUUAGAACCAAAUCUCGCGAAGUUGCUCAUCAUGUCGGUAGAAUUGGGUUGCUCUGAUGAAGUGCUUACUAUUGUGUCAAUGUUAUCUGUGCAGAAUGUUUUCUAUCGGCCUAAGGAGAAACAAGAGCAAGCAGAUCAGAAGAAGGCCAAGUUCCAUCAACCAGAAGGCGACCAUAUGACGCUGCUUGCAGUUUAUAAUUCAUGGAAGCAUCAUCACUUCAGUCAGCCUUGGUGUUUUGAGAAUUACGUCCAGAUCAGAACUUUGAAGAGAGCACAGGAUAUUCGAAAACAAUUGUUGGGUAUAAUGGAUCGUCACAAGCUGGACCUUGUAAGUUGUGGUCGGGAUGUACAGCGAAUUCAGAAAGCAAUCUGCUCCGGUUUCUUCAAAAACGCUGCAAAACGUGAUCCGCAGGAUGGUUAUCGUACUCUUGUGGAUGGUCAGAACGUAUUCAUACAUCCUUCAUCAGCUUUGUUCCAAAAUCAGCCUGAGUGGGUAGUGUACCACGAACUUGUGAUGACUACGAAGGAGUACAUGCGAGAGGUGACUGCCAUAGACCCAAGGUGGCUGGUCGAAUUUGCUCCAUCUUUCUUCAAAAUGGGCGAUUCUACAAAAUUGUCGGCUUUCAAAAAGAACCAAAAAAUCGACCCACUGUUCGACAAGUAUGCGGAUGCCAAUGCAUGGAGAAUUACUCGUGUCAAGAAGAAGAUCUACAAUCCAAAUCGAUAAGUAUUGCACUGGGACCUCAAUCCUGUCGAUUAUUUUUUUUUUCUAUUGUUGUACUUGUACCUAUCAGCUAGCUCUUGCAUCAGGUUUUCCACAAUUGGUGCAUUCGUCUUCUUAGCUUAGAAAAGUUAGCUAACGUAACUUAUAAACGUGAUAUCAUCUACGCUGUCAUGUUUUGUAUAUAAUUGUUAUGAAUGUGAUCCUCGCUGCCGAUUAUCUAUUAGCGGGAAUUCGCGCAGGCCAGUACAUCUUCAAUCUGUGUUCUCUGUUGAUUGUUCAGCAUGUAAAAUCUGUUUGCAUACGCUCGUUACUGACUUCUUUGAUCCAGUCAUACUGCUUAUUUGCAGAAGAAUAAAAUAUGCCUUUUA
Cylicocyclus nassatus is the source of this 4028-nucleotide messenger RNA. The record is from the annotation of a GenBank genome assembly. Lineage: Eukaryota; Metazoa; Nematoda; Chromadorea; Rhabditida; Strongylidae.